Myotis lucifugus (little brown bat) is the source of this 984-nucleotide messenger RNA. RefSeq names its product transmembrane serine protease 12 (gene TMPRSS12). Bases 1 to 984 code for a protein of 327 amino acids. The transcript has 5 exons. NCBI's taxonomy places the organism in Eukaryota, Metazoa, Chordata, Mammalia, Chiroptera, Vespertilionidae. Gene Ontology annotation, biological process: proteolysis. The record is from RefSeq and is a predicted model, not a curated record. Gene Ontology annotation, molecular function: serine-type endopeptidase activity.
AUGCGGCCGGGGCCGCUGGGCGCCGCGCUGCUGCUGCUGGGGGGCGCCCUCCUCCUCCCGGGGCGCCCCUCGCUCUCGCACGGGGGCCGGCGCCCCUCCCGGGACAGGCCGGACGCCAAGGGCAGUUGUGGAACAGCUCCGCUGGUGAACGUGCUGACAGGGUCUCGGAUCGUCGGGGGCACGGCCGCCCAGACUGGCGCGUGGCCCUGGAUAGUGAGCCUGCAGAUUCGCUCCGGGAGAAUCAUGGCUCAUAUCUGUGGGGGAAGCUUAGUGAGGAAUAGCUGGGUCCUCACAGCGGCCCACUGCACGAGGGACACUCGAGAUCCUGUAGUGUGGAGAGCUGUGCUUGGAACUAAUAAUAUAGAUGGGAGACGUCCACACACCAAGAUUAUAAAGGUUAAAGCAAUCAUUGUCCAUCCAAACUUCAAUUUGGAAACUUACGUAAAUGACAUUGCGCUUUUUCAUUUAAAAAAAGCAGUGAGGUAUAAUAACUACAUUCAGCCUAUUUGUCUACCUUUUGAUGUUUUCCAAAAGCUGGAUGAAAAGACAGAGUGUUUCAUAGGAGGCUGGGGAAGGACAACAGAAGAAGGUAAUUCUACAAGAAUGUUACAGGAAGCACAAGUGCAUUAUAUUUCUCGAAAAGUUUGUAAUUCUGAUAAGAGUUAUGGGAAUAUAAUUCCUAUAACUUCAUUUUGUGCAGGUGAUGAAGAUGGAAUUUUUGAUACUUGCAGGGGUGAUAGUGGUGGACCAUUAAUGUGCUACAUCCCAGAACAUAAACAAUUUUUUGUUAUGGGAAUUACCAGUUAUGGAUAUGGCUGUGGCCGAAAAAAUUUUCCUGGUGUCUAUUGUUCGCCAUUCUUCUACAAAACAUGGCUGACCCAUCACCUAAACCGGGCAAGGAAUAAAGGCAUAUUCAACAUAAACAGUCUACUUGGACAGGUCCUUGUCGCCUUAGGCUCUGUUGUCUUACUAGCAACUCCAUGA